This is a messenger RNA of Pogoniulus pusillus (Red-fronted tinkerbird), 3567 nucleotides long. Its product is annotated as protein FAM83D-A-like. Gene Ontology annotation, biological process: positive regulation of cell cycle G1/S phase transition; regulation of ERK1 and ERK2 cascade; protein localization to mitotic spindle. The transcript has 4 exons. Bases 367 to 1518 code for a protein of 383 amino acids. The record is from RefSeq and is a predicted model, not a curated record. Lineage: Eukaryota; Metazoa; Chordata; Aves; Piciformes; Lybiidae. Gene Ontology annotation, cellular component: mitotic spindle pole; cytosol. Gene Ontology annotation, molecular function: protein kinase binding.
UGGUGCUUUCUUGCUGCUUUGGGCACGCACACCUGGAAUGCAGCCGCCCCUAUGGGAGGGCCACCUGCCCUUUUAGUUUGGGAGCAGCCGUUUGAGCUGGAGCGGGGCGCAGAUAGGGGCUGGUCUUCUCCCUGUCUUAUUCAGGGGCGCCGAGAGUAGCCGCCGGGUUCUGCUCUUCUGUCUGUCCCUGCGCCCGUUUCCUCCCCGCUGCCUCUGUCCGGAUAGAGCAGAGGCUCCGCUGCCGCGGGGCAGGCUCCAUUCGCGGCCCCGCCGGCUCCUUCUUGUUCCCCGGGGCCGGACGGAAGGCGGAGAAGAGCCUCCCAUGCGUGGCGCGGGGCGGUGGAGCCGCUAUAAAGACUUGGGGCAAUGCUGAGGCGGGACCGGGUCAUGGCUAACAGCUCGCAGUGCCUGGAGGAGGGCGCCGGGCGCUGGCCGCCGGAGCCGCCCGGGCCCUACAGCGAGGCGCAUCGGCUGGCGCUGGAGGAGCUGGUGGCGGGCGGCGCCGAGGCGCUGCGAGCCUUCCUGCGGCGGGAGCAGCUGCCGCCCUUCCUCUCGGAGCCCGAGGUGCAGGCCAUCGCCCGGGGCGCGCUGCCGCCCGCCGCCGGCCCGGAGCCAGAGACCUCGCUCGGCGCUUCCCUCGACGCCUCCUCGCUCACCUACUUCCCCGAGCUGUCGGACCUGGAGCCGCCGGCGCUGGAGCUGGGCUGGCCGGGCUUCGCCAGCGGCGCCUUCCGCGGGCUGACGCGGGUGGAGGCGCAUUUCCAGCCGGCCUACGGGGCCAGCGAUUGCGGCUGCAAGGAGGCGGUGCGGCGGCAGAUCCGCUCCGCCCGGCAGAUGAUUGCCCUGGUUAUGGAUUCCUUCACGGAUACUGAUAUCUUCAAGGACCUCUUGGAGGCUUGCAGCCAGCGGCAAGUUAAAGUAUAUAUCCUCCUAGAUCAGUCUUUAUUUUCCCACUUUCUGAAAAUGUGCAAGGAUCUGGGAGUUGACUUGGAAGAGGAGAAGCUGAUGAGAGUUCGAAACAUCACAGGGAACAUUUACUACACCAGGUCAGGUGCCAAAAUUAUUGGAAAAGUCUGUGAGAAGUUCAUGUUAGUGGAUGGCAUCAGAGUGACAACAGGCUCCUACAGUUUCACCUGGACAGAUGGGAAGCUGAACAGUAAUAACAUUUUGAUCCUAUCAGGCCCUGCAGUUGCACAUUUUGACCUGGAAUUCCGCCUUCUUUAUGCACGGUCUAAGCCUAUUGACCUCGGAGAGUUCUCCAUCUGCAAGAAGAGCAAGGUGUUGGACCAGCUGGUCAGGAUAACAGUGGAUUCCAGAGACAUGACCAGGGAAAACUUCCUGAGAAUGGAGUUUUUGUAUCUUAGAGCGUUUGUAGGAAACCUGAAGCAGAAGCGAAGCUGGCUGCAUGCCUCGAGAGAGGCAGUCUGUGUGCCAGUCAACACCAUGCACACCUCUCCUCCACUGACUAAGAGGAAUGGCUCUCUAGUCAUGAGGCCACACUGGAUCGGGGAGAGAUGAACUGCCAGGAGCAGAACCUCAGCAACUGUGUCCACCCAUCCACAUCCAGCACUGCCUUACUGUGUGAGCGCAGCUGGGAAACAAACCUCCAAAUGAGAGAAAGCGAUACUGGAGUGGUGGCUUUGUGUGAAGACUGUGGUAGUGCACAUGAGCAGAUUCGGUUAUGGUGGUGUCUUGGCCUCUGAUGUGAGCCUCUAACACCUGGAAAGCCAACACUGACUUCUAGUAUUCCAUCAGAUUUCCAUUUUUCAACCUAUUCUUACAUGUUCUAAGCUGAUGGGGUAGCAGUGUCUUAGUUCAGUGGCUCAAACCUUUUUCUUUAGCAAACCUAGGUCUAGAAAAUAAUUCUGCUUAAAAGUCUUCCAAAGAUGACUCUUUGCAUUGCUCCAAAAUCAGCCUAAGCUUAGUGUUGUGUUGCACAAACUCUCCACAAACCAUUUCAUGACACAGAACUGCAGUAACCAUGAUGUGGAAGCUAGUAAAUCAGUACCAUGCUGCUAGUCCUCAAAUGCCACAUCUUCACGAAGCUGUGCUGCUAGGCAGAUGGAGCUGGCAUCAGGUGAACAAGGCUUUUGCAAUGACUAGAUUUCAAAUGACUUUUCUUUCUGGUUUAUAAGAAUACUUGGGUCGUUGGACAUCACACAAUAAACAAUUGCAAGGAAAAGAUUCCUCAGACCCUGCUGUGCCCCUGCUGUGUUUGUCGUAGAGCCAAACAAAACCAUUUUCUUGACAUUAAUAUAUGUAGUUUGGGGCUUCUUUAAGGUUGCUCCUGCUGUCUGAUCUUGGGUGAAAAAUGGAAUAGAUCUGAAAUCUGUGAAGCUGUUGCAGCUUCUCCAAAGCCUUGCUUUCACCAGACAGGCAGCGACAGGCAAGUCAGAAACAAUCAAUUUUUAAGGUUUGAAUUUAGAACUCCCACCCAUCUCUGGAGAAAACAAAAAACCCACAAAUGAAUAAACAUCCUCCCAACAGCUGUUCACUAAGACACUGAAAUUCCAGCAGCCAGUACAGAAACUCAUGUUAAUCCAACCAUGGCAGCUGUGGCUAAAGCAAAGGGAGAGUAUUUCUCAUGUUGUUCUUGAGGCUCUUGCUACUGUAACAAACUUGGGCUUGUCCCCUGCAGGGUCUGGGCUUCAAAGGCGAAGAUUGAAACCUAGAAGUGGAAUUUCAUGUGGAUCUGUGCUAAACAUCAACAAAACAACAUGAAAUUUGGCGUGUGGAGCUUACAGGCGUAGCUUGAAUUUACUGAUGAGAGUCUGUACUCCUAGGCUUAAGAGUUAUAGAAAUGGACUACUUCUGCUUCUCCUCAGCUGUGAGUGUUCAUUAGUUUACAGACACAUAAUCUUCUUCCAUCCAGAUGUGAAGAAGUUUGAAAUACACAUUUUUGUUAACUAUAUUUUCCAUAAACACAAAUCACACACAAGGCUAUACCCUGUGCACAGCAUUGUUUGUGCAGUAUUAUCCUCACACUACUUCCCUGUAUAUGUUUCCUCAAACAGAAAUGUUUAACUCUAUUCUUCAUCUCAUUUCUUUAACAGGUCACUCUUUCUACGUAGGGCUUUUUGUCAAGCUAGUAACAAAGUAUUGUGGUAAGAGUUGUAUUUAUUUUUGAUAGAAUGGACUUAACUUGAAAAGUGCCUGGAAAUAAAUAACUAGAAUUCGAAUUAUAACUGAAUUAUAACUUUAAUUGUAACUGAAUAACCUCUUGCUCACAUGGUUUCCUACAGACUGAGCUUGAAGAGUGGCCAUGGAGAUACAGCACUCUGUGAAUCACCAGUCACACUGUGUGCCAAGCCAUUAAUGAACAGGAAUGAUGAAGAUUAUAAAAGGGGGUUAUAUUUUUCUCUGGUAGCAUGAGUUUUUGACAGUAUGACUCAAGUUAGUAGAAGCUAUUUAUCCCAUCUUGUACUUAACUCAGAGUCCACGUUAAAUUUGAUUCAGCAAGAACUUUCAUGGGCUACGAUGAGCCUGUGAUAGGCCACAGCUGGGUCUCAGAACAGAUACAAUGAAAGUUAAAAGUCCUUCACUGCUUGGUGUAAAGUGCAACGGCUG